AUGUAUGGCACGCCUCAUUCUCUCAACACGAUGAACGGAAUGGGAGGAGAGGUCGUUGAUGGCUCAGGAACUAUCGAUCCGGCAAAUUUAAGCAACUCUGUCUCUGGUUUGCCGGCACCAUCCCCUGCUGAACCAAGUCCCCGUGGUAUCAAGCGUAGUCGCACCCCUGAUCAUAGUGGGAACGGACAUACAGAAGGAGAUCAGGAUGAUGAAGACCAUAGCCGUCGCAAGCGGGGCCGUCCCCCAAAGACGCCGCGAGCAAGCUCCAGUGAGCAUCCCACCACAGGCACCCCGAUACAAACGCCGCAGAUGCAGUCCCGGCCGCUUCCCCAUCAGUCUGCUGGGUCGCCACAGCUCGCUUCACCUCCGGAUAAGGUAACACCGACAAAGACGCUAGUAAAGGCACUUCCGACCGUCCGAGACCACACUUCCGACCAGUUGAACGACGAAGGCGAUGAAUAUAUCCCCAAGGAGUUCGAUGAAGCGGGAGAGACGAAGGUGGAUGCUAUGGGAUAUCCACAGGGAGCUCGUGAAUACAAGUGUCGGACAUUCCGUGUACCGAAUCGAGGCGAGAAGCUUUUUAUGCUGGCUACAGAGUGCGCGAGAGUCUUGAACUACCGUGAUUCGUACCUACUGUUCAACAAAAAUCGAUCUUUGCACAAGAUUAUCGCAUCCCAGAUCGAGAAAGACGACCUGAUCCAGCAGGAUAUCCUUCCGUAUUCUUAUCGAUCCCGCCAAAUUGCGAUUGUGUCUGCUAGAUCUAUGUUCCGUCAGUUCGGUAGCCGAGUGGUUGCCAACGGUCGACGGGUUCGGGAUGACUAUUGGGAGAGCAAGGCCAGGAAACAGGGUUUCACUGAAGAAGAUAUGGCGGGCGAGAAGCGUCCCGGUGCUGCUAAGACUAGGGAUGGAGCAGCCACCGAAACUGAACGUCACAAUACGCUACCGGCACUCCCACAUAACGAUGUUAUCUUCAGCAGUGUCGUCGAGGCCUUGCCUCCAGGUCUCUCGUUAGAUGUGACUGAUGCCUCUUCUGCCCUGGGACAACUUCCCAUGAUCCAUAUGGCGACAACAGAGGACCACCGUCUACGGGACUACAUGUCACAUCAACAGGUGCGCCAAGAAUUAACAGGUCAACCCUAUCAAGACCGCACGCAAACUAGUACCGGUGCAGAAAUCAUUCACCAAGCUCAGACUGCUGCCGACUUCAACCGUGCUCUGGGAGCUCAACGAAACCUCCGCUUGAAAGGACUCGAAGAAUUCUACAGCAAACCACGGGAAGCGCCAGAAACGGAUCAGCCACAGUCAAGCACCGCCCUCGAUUCCGGUCUUUCUGUAUCACAACCUCUUCAAACUGCUCAGGUCCCUCCCGCAGGAAUGGCAAACCCCGUUCAGGCGCAGCCUGUGAUGCCCCAUCAUCAACAGCCCAUAAUGGCUCAGCAAGCUUACGCCCAACACCAACACCAACAAGCCAUUGCGCAGUCUCCCGUUCGAGGUAUCCCAGCGGGCAUGCGACCCGAUCUCAUGCAUCAACGAUCCAACCCAUCUAUGCCUGCUGGCGUGGCACAACCCCCUUACGGAUAUCCUUCGCAGCAGCAACAACAGCAGAUGUGGGGUCAACCUCCUCCACAACCACAACCUUCACCCAUACCUUCAGGCGCCCAGGGUGUAGGCAUGCCUCAAUAUGCCCAGCAAAUGGCAGCUGCUCCCCAGCAGGCACCAUCGCCAAUCCACCAUGCCCAACAGCCUCAUCAAUCUCCCCGCAAUCAACACCGUCCAUCUGUGCCGCAAAUGCAGCAACAAUUUCAGAUGCAACACCCGCAAGCGCAACAACAAGCCAUGGGACAAAUGUACCCCGGCGGUGCUCCUGCCGGCUACCCCGCGAUGCCGCGAGGGAUGUAUCCCUCGAGUCAAGCCAGCCCUGGCGGUCAAGCCUACAUGGGACAACCUCAGCAACACCCCGGUAUGGCGGUCAACAUGGGAGCUGCUGGUAUGCCUGGGUGGCCGCCUGGUGCUGGGCCUGGUGGGGCUAUGCAACCCGGUCAACCCCAGCCAGGUCAAUCAGGCAGCCCGCUUGGAGGGUGGUCAGGAUACUAG
Molecule: messenger RNA, 2094 nt
Organism: Penicillium manginii
Lineage: Eukaryota; Fungi; Ascomycota; Eurotiomycetes; Eurotiales; Aspergillaceae
Product: putative nuclear localization protein
Exons: 3
Coding region: 1-2094 (697 amino acids)
Cellular component (GO): nucleus
Molecular function (GO): chromatin DNA binding
Source: RefSeq, a predicted model, not a curated record